GUGGCUCGCAACAGAGAGAAACAAUGCGGGGAAUGAAGGGAGAAAUAGAAGCAGUUUCCAUCCCAUUCCUCUCCCGGUUUUCCUUCCGAGAUCCUCCGUCUCCGGCGCAAACAUGAGCGUGAUCGACAUUCUCUUCCGAGUCGACGAGGUCUGCCGGAAGUACGAGAAGUACGACGUCGAGAAGCAGCGCUCCGCCGACGCGUCCCCCGACGAUGCCUUCGCUCGCCUAUACGCCUCCUUCGAUUCCCAAAUUGACCUUGCUCUCCAGAAAGCGGAGAUGGCGGGUAGGGAGACCAACAGGGCUGCGGCGGUGGCCAUGAAGGCGGAGGUGCGACGAUUGAAGGCUCGUUUGUUGGAAGAAGUCCCCAAGCUGCAGAAACUCGCUCUUAAAAAGGUUAAAGGUGUCUCGCGAGAUGAAUUAGCUAUACGUAAUGACCUUGUACUUGCACUACCCGAAAGAAUCCUUGCUAUACCUGAUGGAACUAUUACAACUGCUGCAGUCAAGUCUGGGGUUUGGGGCGCUUCAACGUCUUUUAAGAACAUAAAAAUUGACUCGGAUGGGCACCUCAAUGAUGACUUCUUCCAGCAGUCUGAAGAAUCCAGCCAGUUCAGGAAUGAGUAUGAGAUGAGGAAAAGGAAACAGGAUCAAGGACUGGAUGUUAUUUCAGAAGGUCUGGACACGCUGAAGAAUCUGGCUCGUGAUAUGAACGAGGAAUUGGAUAGACAAGUUCCACUGGUUGAUGAAAUUGAAACAAAGGUGGACAAGGCAUCAUCUGACUUAAAGAACACCAAUGUUAGACUCAAGGAGACUAUUACUAAGGUUAGGUCCACCCAAAACUUCUGUAUUGAUAUCAUUCUUCUGUGUAUCAUUUUGGGGAUUGCAGCCUAUCUAUACAACAUACUGCAGUGAUUUAUAUUGGAGCUUCAUUUGACCCUUAUUUGGUUUCUGUCAUGGAUGGGCAAGGACCUCUGUGAUUCAGCAACUAUCACUUCCUUCUAGUGAAAUUAUUGAGUUGAGAAUAUGAAUAAUAAUUACUGGCCUUUUCUUGUUUCAAUUUUUGUUUUAUAUUUGUGAUAGUAACAACUGUAAAAGCAUUUACAUCUGUCAAGGUAUAAAGUGCUGUGUUUGCA
Messenger RNA from Cuscuta campestris, 1131 nucleotides. The record is from the annotation of a GenBank genome assembly. NCBI's taxonomy places the organism in Eukaryota, Viridiplantae, Streptophyta, Magnoliopsida, Solanales, Convolvulaceae.